GAGCCCCGGAGCCCCGGCACCCAUGCCCGAACAAAUAGUUGCUGUUGCUGGAGGUGUAGUCGGAGGGAUCCUUUUAUUUGUUCUUGCUGGAAUUACUGCAUACCUGCUCUGGAAGAAAUUUUGCCUUCUUUCUUCUUAUGAAGAGCUCAAUGGUCCUGUUACAACGACACCUGCAAAAGCCAUUUUGCAGGUUCAGUCAUCUUCUGAAACACAACCAAAAAGCACAAGAUCUAGAAGCGUUCCAUUUAUAAUUCCACCAACACUGCACAGGCGAGACUGGAUUAACUUGGUGAAUGAAGAACAGGUUCAGGAAGACAGCGAUCCCUACGUGAUCCCUCAGUCUGGGCCACGGUCAUCGUUUCAUUCUUUGGCUGGAGCUUACAUUGUAGGGACCAUUAACCCAGAACUGUACAAGUUUCCUGAAGACAAAAGUGAGACAGAUUUUCCUGAAGGCAGCAUUGGCCGUCUCUGGUUCUCCAUGGAGUAUGAGCAAGAGUCAGAAAAGCUCUUUGUUUCCUUGAUUAAAGUCAGAAAGCUGCAGCCUCCUGCCGAUUCCUGCAGUCCGUUUGUGAAAAUCUACUUGCUGCCUGAUGAAAGACGGUACCUGCAGUCCAAAACAAAACGCAAAACCCUUAACCCACAGUUUGAUGAAAACUUUGUUUUUCAGGUUUCCAGUAAAAUGUUGUUCCAAAGUACUCUGAAGUUUUUGGUUUAUCAUGUUGAUAAGCAGAAGAAGCACCACCUCCUAGGCCAAGUUACCUUUCCAUUGAAAAAUGAAACAUUAACUGCUGACAGCAAAUUAGUCGUAUGGAGAGACCUGGAGAAAGAAUACUUGGAGCCUCCUUCAGAGUUUGGUGAUAUCCAGUUCUCCCUCAGCUACAAUGACUACCUGGGCCGUCUCACUGUAGUGGUUCUGAGAGCAAAAGGAUUAAAGCUCCAGGAUGAGAGCCAUGCUGCCAGUGUAUAUGUCAAAGUUUCACUAAUGAACCAUAAUAAAUUCAUCAAAAGUAAAAAGACAGCAGCUGUUCUGGGAUCCCUCAAUCCAGUGUAUAAUGAAACCUUCAGCUUCAAAGCAGAUGAGACAGAGCUGGAUACAACAAGCCUGAGUCUAUCUGUGUUCCAGAACAUGGAGGGAGACAAAACACACCUGCUGGGGCGUGUAAUAGUUGGGCCCUUUAUGUACACUCGGGGCAAAGAACUAGAACACUGGAAUGAGAUGAUCAGCAAGCCCAAGGAGUUGGUUAAACGAUGGCAUGCUCUCUGCCACAGCAGUUAAUUAAGCAGCAUCAUUCUGAGGGAAAAACAAAAACCCCAACAACGCAUCCUCAAAAAGCAGAAGCUCUCGUUGUCUUUCAUAACUUAAUGAUAAAUGGUGCAAAACCAUGACCGUUUAAUGCUCCCAACUGGACCAGAAUAUAACAAGAAGGUAACACUUUUCCUUUCCCAAACACAAACAGAAGACAGUCGCUGGUAGGCCGGAACACUUAUCUUCCCUUUCUCUUCAAACUAUUUUUCCAGUUUAAUUAGUACAUUACAGAGCAAACAAAGCAGGAAGACAUAAACAUGAUCUCUCAGCGUUAUUUAUUUUCAACAGUGGACACAAAUGAUGCUCCAUCAUUUGGCUGGAACCCAAAAUAACCUAAUAAUUGUCAAUUAUGAUUUAAGCCCUAACUGCCCACUGCACUGCAUCACCAUGGACAGACACUGGCUUCACCAAAACGGAUGGAGGUCCACUGAGCAUGGAACUGUCAAAACACUGUCAAAGUCCAAAAUAUGUUGGCUGAUGGCUAAAUAUUUACAAUGUCUAUUUAGAAUAACAGCAUUACAUUUAAAACCUCUUUUGAAUAUGAAUGGUGGAAAACACUGAAUGGCUAUUUUUCUAACACCUAUAAGCACCUGUUCAUGCCCCUCAGCACAGCUUAUUUUUUGCAGUAAUUCAGUUAGAUGUUCUCGGAUGACCCCAACACAUAACACUUAGUUGACACUGAGGGAGAAACAGAAAAGAAGUCCUUAAGUCAGAAAUGACUCGAGGCUUGCAGGAGUAUUGGAGCACUCAGGAAAAGUGCUACUAGGUGCCUGCCCUCCCCUUAUACUUUUCCCCAAAAACAUGUUUUUGGCCUCUGCUGGAGGCAGAACAUGGGUGACAAGGACCUUAGGUUUCACCUGCUAUGCCCACUCUUACAUGGAAAAUCUGAUCAAUUAGCUUAAACCCCUAUGGCAUAAAUCUGUUUCAGCAGCAGAGUUUUCUUUAUUAAGUAAAUAACUUUUCUGUAAAAUAAUUCAGAGAAAUUAUCAUUAAUCAAAAUAAAAGAAAUAGGGCAUCCUUUUCUUCUUGACUUGAUUGUUCACUGGGGACCUGAACUCUGUACCUUUCGCACCCUGCAGUCAUAAACCAGAUAAACAGACUAUUGCAGUGGAACAUUUUGUACAAUCAUGUUCCAAAAGGACCAUAAUCUCUGCAGUUGAAAUAAAGCUGACUUCCUUUCAAACAGGAUACAAUAUUAAUUAACUCAAUAUAUUAAAAAUGAGGCUUCUCUGAGGAGAUAAGAACACUUUCCAUUUUGACAAUAUUGUUAUUUUCAAAGGAAAUACUGUGUAUGAGAAUAUAUCUGAGAGGGACUAUAAGAUAACAGACUCCACCUGAUCCCCUACAUGAGAUGUUGUAUGGUACCCUCAUUUUGUAUUGCUUACUGCACCACUGAGUUUAAUAAAGUCCAGGCUCACUACAUUUAGUUGAAUCUUACAAAAUGCUCAAACCCCAUUGGUAUCUUCUCCAAACAAAGAAUGCCAGCGUCUUCAAACCCAGAGUUGCUUUUUCAUAUUUCACUCGUCCAGGACUACUGGAAAAACAGUCUAAUAGGCAACGUAUCUGAUCUGGAAAAGAAAACUAUAUAUAAACCGUAUGCUCGCUGUUUUACUAUGAUAAAGCAAUUUUAGCAAAUACACUGCCUCUGUCUUUAUAAUUUAAACCAUAUCAACAAACAUUAAAGAACUUAAAAGUGAAUUGUUAAGAAUGCUUCAGGUAGUUUUGUUUACUAGCUUGUGCACGCAGAUGCAUGUAAUGCGCAGUGUUUAUUAACAUAAAUACCUCUGAAGUGGGGAAAAAAGGGGCUUUGUUCACUUGUCUGACUGUACAACAUACUCCAAGUAGUAAAA
This is a messenger RNA of Struthio camelus australis, 3156 nucleotides long. It is a transcript of the gene SYT15, whose product is annotated as synaptotagmin 15. Gene Ontology annotation, molecular function: phosphatidylserine binding; calcium ion binding; calcium-dependent phospholipid binding. The record is from RefSeq and is a predicted model, not a curated record. Lineage: Eukaryota; Metazoa; Chordata; Aves; Struthioniformes; Struthionidae. Gene Ontology annotation, biological process: regulation of dopamine secretion; synaptic vesicle endocytosis; regulation of calcium ion-dependent exocytosis. Gene Ontology annotation, cellular component: exocytic vesicle; plasma membrane.